UCGAAGCAUAUGCAAUAUUUGGCAUAUUUGUGAGUUGUUUAUGGCCUCAUCAGGGAAGGGCAUAACUUGUUAUGGGUAUGAGGCCUCAUCCUUAGGUCGUCCGAAAGUUGUGCCACCAAAAUCUGAGCCAUUUGAAAACGGAAAACAGCAACAUCCUAAACACACAGGCAUUAUCGCAUCAUGCAAAAAUACGAGAGUGAAAGUUGUUGCAGGAGGCUCGUUGAUGAUGAGUUAGUUACAUCACAAUCAGUCUGGUGCAUGUUACGUUGAUUGCAGCAGGUUGGAGGACUCAAGAUCAUAUAUAAUACAAUGCAUGCAGCAUGUUCAAAAAGACGAAGUAGCCAUUGAAUGUCGUAUUUUUACGCUGCUUAUUCGAAUUCUACUUGUACCAUAUCAAAUGAUAAUAAUUCUGAAAUGACCAAAGUCAACGAUCCUUCCAUCAGCCCCAUCAGGCAAAUCUCUGCAUCCUCUUCUCCUGACAUUACUAGCAACAAGAAUGACAAGAAAAAGAAGUCUCUCCUUCCCAAGAUUUUCGGUUCAAAGAGAACUGGGAGAGGCUCAGACGAUGAUGCUUUCACCAAGCCACACGAGGAAGGAGAUCAAGGAGUUACUCUUGAUUUGGAGAAGAAGAUUGAAUCCAGAAGAAAAGCUUUAAUGGAAGUGUCUCCCUUCAUGAGAAAAAGCUUCUCAGAAAGGGAGACUAGCCCAGGAAUCGAAGGCCUAAAUUUGUCAACUUUUGAACGACCUGUGGGUCCAGAAACUGAAAGACAGAGUUUCAGGAUAUUUGUUGCCACUUGGAAUGUAGGAGGAAAAUCGCCAAACUAUGAUCUGAACCUUCAAGAUUUCUUGCUAGUGGAGGGCUCUGCAGAUGUAUAUGUAUUGGGGUUUCAAGAAAUAGUUCCCCUAAGCGCUGGGAAUGUAUUGGUAAUAGAAGACAACGAGCCUGCAACAAAGUGGUUAACAUUGAUAAGUCAGGCACUAAACAGGCCAAGAAACGAGUACAACGAUCCGUAUGAUUUGAACUUGAAGAACUCGAGGGAGUUGAAAGGGCCUACAAGUCUAAACUUCUUUCAGAAGUCGUCUCUGAAAAUUGUGAGCAAAAGCUUGAGAGCAGAGGGCAGCAGCCUCCUUAAGGCAUGCAAUUGUCCAGUGGAAUCUCCAACCAGCAGAGACAGAAGGAGGGUGAGAAAGUUUAGUGACCCUGUUAGUAAGAUAGAUAAUGAGAUUCGUGGUGAGAUUAGCAUGGAAGAGUUGCUCUCCAUUGCAGAGAUACCAAUGACUUCCCAAAACAAGUACUCCCUUAUAUCAAGUAAGCAAAUGGUUGGCAUUUUUCUCACUGUAUGGACUAGGAAGGAGUUGGUACCUCACAUUGGCCAUCUUAGAGUAGAUACUGUUGGAACGGGAAUCAUGGGUUGCCUAGGUAACAAGGGGUGUAUAUCAAUGAGCAUGACAAUACAUCAAACAAGCUUUUGUUUCAUCUGUAGUCACUUGGCUUCUGGGGAGAAAGAAGGUGAUGAGAUAAAGAGGAAUGCUGAUGUAGCUGAGAUCCUCAAAGGGAUACAGUUCCCUAGGAUUUGCAAGAACCCUUGUGCCAAAGCCCCUGAAAAGAUUGUUGACCACGAACGAAUAAUAUGGCUAGGUGAUUUGAACUAUCGGGUGGCUUUGAGUUAA
Molecule: messenger RNA, 1671 nt
Organism: Arachis ipaensis
Lineage: Eukaryota; Viridiplantae; Streptophyta; Magnoliopsida; Fabales; Fabaceae
Source: RefSeq, a predicted model, not a curated record